Messenger RNA from Anastrepha obliqua, 700 nucleotides. It is a transcript of the gene Ufm1, whose product is annotated as ubiquitin-fold modifier 1. The record is from RefSeq and is a predicted model, not a curated record. The coding region runs from base 312 to 575 and encodes 87 amino acids. The transcript has a single exon. Gene Ontology annotation, biological process: protein K69-linked ufmylation. Gene Ontology annotation, cellular component: cytoplasm; nucleus. Lineage: Eukaryota; Metazoa; Arthropoda; Insecta; Diptera; Tephritidae.
GUGUUUGCAGAGUUCAAACUAGUCAAGUAGAAAGCGAAUUUCUAAGCAGACGGAACUCAACAAAGUAAAUACGAAAGUUUUUGUAAGCAAAAAUAGGCGUCAAACUUAUUUAGAACAUUCCGCUAUCUAAUGUUUUGAUUAAACAAGUCUCCCAUAAUAAGGGUCGUUCUCAGAUACUGCGUAUUAUUAGCUGUGAUAUCAAGUUAUAAAAACUGACCACGUCACAACGCCUAAACGGAGGCGUGCCACCGCAUUGAACGUUAAUCAGCAGCUGCAUAGUAGUGAAACCUGUAAAACUACCAUCAUAAGCCAUGAGUUCGAAAGUAACCUUCAAAAUUACAUUAACAUCGGAUCCCAAGCUACCAUUUAAAGUACUCAGCGUACCAGAAGGCACGCCAUUUACAGCUGUACUAAAAUUUGCCGCUGAGGAAUUUAAAGUGCCAGCUGCAACUAGUGCUAUUAUAACAGACGAUGGCAUUGGUAUUAGCCCACAACAGACGGCAGGCAAUGUCUUCUUGAAGCAUGGAUCUGAGUUGAGAUUGAUACCCAGGGAUCGUGUGGGAAGCAGAUACUGAAUGUUAUUGGCUAGAGCAAUAGAUUUUUUUUUAUAACUUAUAUGAUACUAAGCAAUUUAAAAUAUGUUUCAGAAAAAGUCUUGAAUCUUUGAAAAUGUAUAAAAUAGAACUUCUUCAAAAGGUUU